This is a messenger RNA of Cloeon dipterum, 720 nucleotides long. RefSeq lists its product as uncharacterized. Gene Ontology annotation, molecular function: odorant binding. The transcript is spliced from 10 exons. The record is from RefSeq and is a predicted model, not a curated record. Lineage: Eukaryota; Metazoa; Arthropoda; Insecta; Ephemeroptera; Baetidae. The coding region runs from base 4 to 597 and encodes 197 amino acids.
AUCAUGGCCGAGAGCAGGACUGUACUCGCUUUUACUGUUGCACUGAUUCUGGCGGUUGCAGCUCAUGAUCAUGCAGGCAAGAGACACGGGCUGCCCCAAAUUAUGAGGGACUUGGACAAAUGCUGUGAGGCACCCAUGCCUUUGUGCCAUAGCAACUUUGAAGGGUGCAAAAUGAAGCAUAAGUCAGCUGGGGGUGAGCGUACGCCUCCGACACCCUACCAGCGGAUGUGCAUGAUGGAAUGCGCUUUCAAAAACUUCAACUACUCCAGUGGCGGAAAUAUCGACGUGGAAGCAAUGAAAGCGGCCUUUGUAAAUUCAGUCAACUCAACCUGGCAGACCCGAGCGCGCGAAAGCGUUGAUUUCUGCGUGAAUGAGUUGAAAACGAAGUUCCAAAGUUCGGCUGUACCUGCCCCUCCAAUUGGGGAGAAGGUGUGCGACGCGACGCCCGGCUUCCUCAUGAUCUGCAUGCACGUGAGGUACUACGCUACAUGCUCUCCUGACAUAAACACAUCGGCUUGUGCUUCCAACCUUGAAAAACUCGUCAAAAUGGAUUAUAUGGAUCUUUUACUGAAUGGCGACAGUGCUGCGUCGAAAUGAUUCUAGACCAUUUCUAAGAGUUAUCCUUCAAGCGACGUUGAAGUGAUUGUGUUCCGGAAAAAAAUUAUACAAAAAGUUAAUAAAAUUUUCUAGUUGAUUCUGUUGGAAAUAAACACAUAUUGA